AGAUCGAAUUCGGAUUCGGUUGGCGGGCGCGGCCAUCUUGGUGAAUUAGUGACCUGGCGAUUCGGUUUUAGUUAGUGAAAAAUCAUUUGUCAUCCACAAUGUCGGAAAGGGAAGAUAAUGUGUAUAAAGCUAAGUUAGCCGAGCAGGCUGAGCGCUAUGACGAAAUGGUGGAGGCGAUGAAAAACGUGGCCUCGCGCAACGUCUCCGACAAUGAACUAACAGUGGAGGAGAGGAACUUGCUCUCCGUCGCCUACAAAAAUGUGAUAGGUGCACGCCGCGCCUCGUGGCGGAUCAUAUCCUCCAUCGAACAAAAGGAAGAAACGAAAGGAGCAGAGGACAAACUGAACAUGAUCAGGGCGUACCGCAGCCAGGUGGAGAAGGAGCUCCGCGACAUCUGCUCAGACAUCCUCGGCGUUCUGGACAAACACCUCAUACCCAGCUCACAGACCGGCGAGUCCAAAGUCUUCUAUUACAAAAUGAAGGGCGACUACCACCGGUACCUGGCGGAGUUCGCGACGGGCAACGACCGCAAGGAGGCGGCCGAGAACUCGCUGGUCGCGUACAAGGCCGCCUCCGACAUCGCCAUGACGGAACUGCCCCCCACACACCCCAUACGCCUCGGCCUCGCGCUUAACUUCUCCGUGUUCUAUUACGAAAUCCUGAACAGUCCGGACCGCGCGUGUCGGCUGGCGAAGGCGGCGUUCGACGACGCGAUCGCAGAACUGGACACGUUGUCGGAGGAGAGCUACAAGGACUCCACGCUCAUCAUGCAGCUGCUGCGGGACAACCUCACGCUGUGGACGUCCGACAUGCAGGGCGACGGCGAGUCCGGUGAAACCGAACAAAAGGAGCAGCCCCAAGACGUGGAAGAUCAGGAUGUGUCGUAAUACUUUUUAACAUUCUAUUUAAAUAUAAUAAAAAAAAUAACUAUAGUAUCACGUAAGACCCAGCCCCCAAUGACAACCGGUUGUAUGGUACUCCUCCACACAUCUCGCCCCCCGACGUAAAUUGUCAGUUCCAGCCCCGUUGUACACAUAACAUGCAUAUUGUAUACAUGAUAACGUUUCGUUUAUGUAUCGUGUCAAAUUAUCUACGAGUUAUAUACAUUAAUAUGUACUUCUUUUGA
This is a messenger RNA of Trichoplusia ni (cabbage looper), 1126 nucleotides long. RefSeq names its product 14-3-3 protein epsilon (gene 14-3-3epsilon). Gene Ontology annotation, cellular component: cytoplasm. Bases 99 to 887 code for a protein of 262 amino acids. The transcript has 6 exons. Gene Ontology annotation, biological process: signal transduction. The record is from RefSeq and is a predicted model, not a curated record. NCBI's taxonomy places the organism in Eukaryota, Metazoa, Arthropoda, Insecta, Lepidoptera, Noctuidae.